AUGAAGCAUCCGGAGGAGUCCAAAGCCGACCUCAGAUUUCUGAUACCCAAUGGCGCGAGUAGUCCCAAGGACAUCCCUAUCACCCUUGUUUAUACCAAUGAAUGCAAUGCGACUGAAGAUAUUGCUGACAAGCUUUGUCAGUGGGCAGGGGAUGCAGGCUUUGAGGACCCCUCAUCGUUUAUUGUAUUUUAUCAUGCAAAAAUUGGAACGGCUCGAAAGCGAGAGAUUGAAGAAGAGCUUAGGAAGGGGAAUGUUCGUAUAGCCAUCUGUACUGAUGCAGUUGGGAUGGGCUGUGAUAUGUGA
This is a messenger RNA of Laccaria bicolor S238N-H82, 303 nucleotides long. RefSeq lists its product as uncharacterized. The record is from RefSeq and is a predicted model, not a curated record. The coding region runs from base 1 to 303 and encodes 100 amino acids. The transcript is spliced from 2 exons. NCBI's taxonomy places the organism in Eukaryota, Fungi, Basidiomycota, Agaricomycetes, Agaricales, Hydnangiaceae.